Messenger RNA from Cynara cardunculus var. scolymus (artichoke), 3635 nucleotides. Its product is annotated as protein CHROMATIN REMODELING 24. Bases 20 to 3367 code for a protein of 1115 amino acids. The record is from RefSeq and is a predicted model, not a curated record. The transcript is spliced from 24 exons. Lineage: Eukaryota; Viridiplantae; Streptophyta; Magnoliopsida; Asterales; Asteraceae. Gene Ontology annotation, molecular function: DNA translocase activity; ATP-dependent chromatin remodeler activity; ATP binding.
GAGGGAGAGGGAGAGGGAGAUGGCUGAAGAAUCCUCCAAGAAGCCCAUGAGUUUGAAUCAACUUCAUAAUCGCUUCCUCAGCGCUUCUCAUUCCAAAUCAAAUGCUUACGGUUUCCUAUCUGAAAUGAAGAAUCGGGAGCGGGAGGAGGAGGAAGACGAUGGCCCUUCUUUUAAUAUCACCGAUUUCGAUUCUCCUUCUGAAAUAAAAACCCUACCAAAGAUGGGGGAUGAAGACAAAGCUUCCUCUGCGGAACGAGUUGAUGAUGGUGAAAAUGGUGCCUCCCAUGAUGAAUCCGAUAUUAUCGAUUUUGGUUCAUCUUCUUCUGGAACAGGGAAAUCCCUAUCAACCGUUAUGAAUGAAGACAAACUCCCAACCGCUGAGCAAUGUGAAAUUAGUGCCUCUCUUGGUGAACCUGCGAGUUCCAUUGUGGAUGACUUAGCUUCCCGAAAUGCAGGGGGAAAGCAUCAGAAAGUUAAAAUUCAUGGACGACGGAGGCUCUGCAAAGUUGUGGCAAGAGAUGAUGAAGAGGAAGAUGACAAAUUUCAUGAUGUUGAAUCAGAUUUCUCAGCAAUGGUUUCUGAAUUUGACUCACCCAGUCCUGUGAAGAAUACUGGGGGCAAUCUUGAUAGUGGUGAUGAAAUCAGAGAUAUUCUAAGCAAUUUAAGUUCAAGGCUUCAGUGUCUAUCAAUUGAAAAGAGAGGACGCCCCGUCAAACAACUUCCAAGUUCUUCUAAUUCCGUUAUUAAAGAAAAGUUGGAUCAACAGAAACCUGUUGAAACUUCUGAAUUUUUAGAUGUUGAAAAUACAUCAUUUUCUGUCUCAUCUAACCGGUCUGAUUCAUCGGCAAAGGCAAUUCCCKCUUCUAUGGUUGGGCAUAGUGCUGGUAUGAUGCCAAACGGUCUUAUMAAAAAUAAUGUCUGCCCACCAAGCAGAAAAGAGAAUGUUAAUGGUGAAUAUGUAAAGGAUCAAGUAGGAAAGGUUGUAUCUACUGAAAGUUUUGUUUGUCCUCGGAAAAAUGAGGAUGACGACGAAGACGAUUGUGURGUUACAAGUGGCCACAAAUUUYUUCAAAAAGGGGAGAGUAGGCAUGGAAAGUUAUCUCCGAAAUCUGAUGGUUCUAACAAGRUUCACAUGUUGAAUGAUGAAACARACGAUUCUACUUCAGGAAAAGAAAUACCAUUUUCUCUUAGUAACCCAAAAUUCAGUUUUAYAUUACCUAGUAAGAUUGCAAACAUGYUAUACCCUCAUCAGCGUGAAGGUUUGAAGUGGCUUUGGUCCCUUCAUUGUAGAGGGAAGGGUGGUAUUUUGGGGGAUGACAUGGGCSUAGGGAAGACCAUGCAGAUUUGUGGCUUUUUGGCUGGGCUAUUCCACUCAAAUUUGAUAAAGAGGGUAUUGGUUGUUGCUCCCAAGACGCUAUUACCUCAUUGGAUGAAAGAACUAGGCGUGGUUGGUCUUUCGCAAAAGACAAGAGAAUACUUCGGAACUUGUGCAAAAGCUCGACAAUAUGAGCUCCAGUAUAUACUCCAGGAUAAGGGUGUUCUUCUUACAACUUAUGAUAUUGUGCGGAAUAAUGUAAAAUCUUUAUCUGGAGACUAUGAAGACCUGGAUGAGGAUGAUGUGACCUGGGAUUACAUGAUCCUUGAUGAGGGGCAUCUCAUAAAGAAUCCUAGUACACAAAGGGCUAAAAGUUUGUUGGCGAUACCUUGUGCUCAUCGUAUAAUCAUUAGUGGCACUCCACUGCAAAAUAAUCUURAGGAACUGUGGGCUUUGUUCAACUUCUGUUGUCCAGAGCUUUUGGGUGACAAGAAAUGUUUUAAGGACAAAUACGAGUCAGCAAUCCUUCGUGGAAAUGACAAAAAUGCAUCUGAUAGAGAUAAGCGCAUUGGUUCAGCUGUUGCACAKGAUUUAAGAACAUGCAUUCAGCCCUAUUUUCUUCGACGCCUAAAAAGUGAGGUGUUUCGUGAUGACGAUGCUACAAAUACUGCCAAGCUUUCUAAAAAGAAUGAGAUCAUUGUGUGGUUAAGAUUGUCUGCUUGCCAGCGYCAACUAUACGAAGCCUUUUUGAAUAGUGAGAUUGUUCUUUCAGCCUUUGAUGGUUCACCUUUGGCUGCUCUCACGAUAUUGAAAAAGAUAUGUGAUCAUCCACUUCUGUUAACAAAGAGAGCCGCUGAAGAUGUAUUAGAAGGAAURGAAUCAGUGCUAAAUCAGGAGGAUCAUGGGGUUGCUGAAAGAUUGGCAAUGCACAUAGCAGAUGUGGCWGAUAGAUAUGACAUUGGAGAAAAUCAUGACAUUCUCUCAUGCAAGAUCUCCUUUAUUGUAUCAUUGCUGGAUGAUCUGAUUCCAAAGGGUCAUAAUGUUCUUAUCUUUUCCCAGACCCGCAAAAUGCUUAAUCUUAUUCAGGAUACUCUUACUGCCAGAGGCUACAAGUUAUUGCGGAUAGAUGGUACUACCAAAGCUACCGACAGAUUAAAGAUAGUCAACGAUUUUCAAGAGGGUGUUGGAGCUCCARUAUUUCUUUUGACUUCUCAAGUUGGUGGUCUGGGACUUACCCUUACGAAGGCAGAUCGUGUCAUUGUGGUUGAUCCAGCUUGGAACCCGAGCACUGAUAAUCAAAGCGUUGAUCGUGCAUAUCGUAUUGGACAGAAGAAGGAUGUUAUUGUGUACCGUUUAAUGACUUGUGGUACUGUGGAAGAAAAGAUAUAUAGAAAGCAGAUAUACAAAGGGGGCUUAUUCAGAAGUGCUACAGAACACAAAGAGCAAAUUCGCUAUUUUAGUCAACAGGAUCUUAGGGAGCUUUUCAGUAUCCCCAAACAGGGUUUUGAUGUUUCUCCAACUCAACAACAGUUGCUUGAAGAGCAUGAUUGUGAACACAAAAUGGAUCCAUCUCUUAAAGUGCACACAAAGUUUUUGGAAUCUCUUGGUAUAGCUGGUAUUAGUCACCACAGUUUGCUCUUCUCCAAGACGGCUCCAGUGCCAGUUGUACAAGAUGAUGAACUAACGAGGAUUAGGCAAUCAACAUUCGUGGGUAAUUCGUCUUCACGCUCCUCACAUGAACAAAAUGUGGAUGCCAGUGCUCAAUAUGCUUUCAACCCAAAGGAUGUUGUUGUGCAAAGGAAGAAUCUUUCUCCAAGUAUUUCCCGCAAACUAACAGAAUCGGAAAUUAAAGAACAAAUCAAACGGCUGUCUUAUGUUUUUGCAAACAAGGGGAUGGUUGAUAGGUUACCGGAUAAGGGAGAAAAGAUACAAAAACAAAUGGCAGAGUUGAAUGCAGAGCUCCAAAAGCUUCGUAUGCCGAAAGGAGGUGAAACAGAAACCAUUGAUUUAGAUGAUGUCGUUGAUGAUUUCAACAGGGUGUUGAAUGUUUAAAUGAAAUCUUCGUAAACGUCGUCRUAUGCCGAAAAGAGGUGAAAAGAGAAAAUAUUGAUUUAGAUGCUGAUUUCAACGGAAURUUGGAUGUUUAGAUGAAUUCAUGUGAUAUUUGUCAAAACUCWGCUAUGUGUUCUUUGGUUUUGAAAAUAUUGGCAACCAUUCUAUGUUUUGGUUCAUGUUCCACUGUACAUAAAGCAUUAUCACAUUAUGAAGAUUAUGUUUAUUUGUGUUCUUUUAUGAAGCAAUAUUGGCAACCAUUCUAUGU